CAGUUGUCAGUCUUAGGCGGUUGUUGUUAGUGAGUGUGUGGACUCGUCGUAAUUAGUGAACAAUCAUUAUUUAGUUUGUUGCUUAGUUAAAGUCGAUAAUGGCGUCAGUGUCUACGCCGGUUAACACAAUUAAUAGAGAGAACUUGAUGCUAUUGAUUAGAAAUAAUGUUUUGAACACGUCGCUCGAGUUCAACGACCCUGAUGUGAUGGAGACAGAGUCGCCGGUGAGGAAGCCGAGCAACCUGCGACCGGUCAUCAAGAAACUGUUCCAUUCACCGAUCACCUCACAGGCCUCGCAGGAGAACGCGGAGAUGAGGAGUCUGUCCAGCAAGGAGAGGAGGAGGAAGAGGAAGAGGAGGGAGCUGCUCAUCGGCUCCGAGGAUAACAUUAGGAUGGCGUACAUGAGCGAGGCUGAGGGAGGGAGUCCAGAAGCUUGCGGGGCCAUGAGGAAGAGAGUGCUGAUCAGUCUGUUUCAUAACAAAGAGUAUUGCAUGGAGACGGGAGAGUGAGAUGUGCCGUAUACACAGACUCCACAAGGUAGUACAACCUAUACAAGUCUGUAAGCCAUACAAAUCAGUCUCAACAAGGUAGCUACGUAUUUUACAGAUAGCGUCGCAGUCACGAAUUCUUUUUUAUUUAAACUGAGUUCUGUUACUUAAGAGUGUUUUAGCGGUUAUAUUAUACUUUAUUUAGUUAAUAUUAUAUUUUUAAGUAUCUCUGUCUUCCUCUUAAAGAUUAAUGUUUAUAUAUAAAAGAAAUCUUUUAUAGAAAAUAUAUAGUUUUAAAUGAAAUUUAUAUAAAGAAUUAUUGUCUCUAACAUGAUAUAAU
Molecule: messenger RNA, 828 nt
Organism: Danaus plexippus (monarch butterfly)
Lineage: Eukaryota; Metazoa; Arthropoda; Insecta; Lepidoptera; Nymphalidae
Exons: 2
Coding region: 99-509 (136 amino acids)
Source: RefSeq, a predicted model, not a curated record